This is a messenger RNA of Poecilia reticulata (guppy), 5349 nucleotides long. The record is from RefSeq and is a predicted model, not a curated record. NCBI's taxonomy places the organism in Eukaryota, Metazoa, Chordata, Actinopteri, Cyprinodontiformes, Poeciliidae.
GUGUGUGUGUGUGUGUGUGUGCACGUGCUGCAGUGUGUAAGUUUAAGGCUCAUAAGCGUUGUGCAGUCCGAGCCACAAACAACUGUAAGUGGACAACUCUGGCUUCAAUCGGGAAGGACAUCAUUGAGGACGAGGACGGGGUGUCGAUGCCUCAUCAGUGGUUGGAGGGGAACCUUCCUGUCUCUGCUAAGUGUAGCGUCUGCGAUAAGACAUGCGGCAGCGUCCUCCGGCUGCAGGACUGGAGGUGUCUCUGGUGUAAAGCCAUGGUGCACUCAGGCUGUAAGGAGCAGCUGUCGUCCAAGUGUCCUCUGGGCCAGUGCAAAGUGUCCGUCAUUCCUCCAACGGCGCUCAACAGCAUCGACUCUGAUGGUUUCUGGAAGGCGUCCUGUCCCCCGUCCUGCACCAGUCCUCUGCUGGUUUUUGUCAACUCUAAAAGCGGAGACAAUCAGGGCGUGAAGUUCCUGCGACGGUUCAAACAGCUGCUGAACCCGGCGCAGGUGUUUGACCUGAUGAACGGAGGACCUCACCUGGGUCUGCGGCUGUUCCAGAAGUUCGACACCUUCAGGAUCCUGGUUUGCGGAGGAGACGGCAGCGUUGGCUGGGUUCUGUCUGAGAUCGAUGCUCUGACGCUGCACAAACAGUGUCAGAUGGGUGUUCUUCCGCUCGGAACCGGGAAUGACCUGGCUCGGGUUCUGGGCUGGGGCUCAGCCUGCGAUGACGACACGCAGCUACCUCAGAUACUGGAGAAACUGGAGAGAGCCAGCACCAAGAUGCUGGACAGGUGGAGCAUCAUGGUCUAUGAGACAAAGUUUCCACGGCAACACUCUGCCUCCACUGUCACGGAGGACUGCAGUGAUGACUCUGAGGUGCAGCAGAUUCUGACCUAUGAGGAUUCUGUGGCUGCUCACCUGACGAAGAUCCUGACGUCAGACCAGCACUCAGUCGUCAUCUCCUCAGCCAAAGUUCUCUGUGAGACCGUCAAGGACUUUGUGGCUCGUGUUGGUAAAGCUUAUGAGAAGAACACAGAGAAUUUGGAGGAGUCUGAGGCCAUGGCCAAGAAGUGCGGCGUUCUGAAGGAGAAACUCGACUCGCUGCUGAAGACUCUGAACGAGGAGUCGCAGGCCUUGACGGUGCUCCCCCCGGCUCCUCCCCCAACCAUCGCUGAGGAACAGGAGGAGCUGGAGGUGGUCAGUCUGGCUCCUCUCCUUCAUCCUGCUCCUCCUCCUCACCCUCCCUGUUCGCCACGAGCCACACCGCCGCCUUCGGCAGCGGCCGCCAUUUUUAAACCUCGGGAGCAGCUGAUGUUGAGAGCCAACAGUCUGAAGAAGGCGAUUCGACAAAUUAUUGAGCACACAGAGAAAGCUGUGGACGAGCAGAACGCUCAGACCCAGCAGCACGUCUUCUCAGUGGGUCGUUCUGAGCAGCAGGUGGGUCUGGUUGAAGAGGAGGAGGAGGAAGACGGGGAGGAGGACAAGUCGUCCCUGCAGUCGUCUUUCAGCUCCAAACAGCGCAGCAGCCGCAGACUCAGCAAGACGCCGUGUGAGAAACUGAUCCAUAAAGGCGGCCUGUUACCGGGGAGCUCCACUUCACUUCCUGUUCAUACAGGAAGUAGAGACAACAUGCCUAUGCUGAACACAAAGAUCUUGUAUCCAGGCACUCUGACCAGCAGCUCGGUCAUCACUCGGCUGCUGGUCAACGCCGACCCGUUCAGCUGCGACGCCGACAACAUGGACUGCUACACAGAGAAGUGCGUCAUGAACAACUACUUUGGCAUCGGACUCGACGCCAAGAUCACGCUGGACUUCAACAACAAGAGAGACGAGCAUCCGGAGAAGUGCAGGAGUCGCACAAAGAACUUGAUGUGGUACGGAGUGUUGGGAACCAAAGAGCUGCUGCACAGAACCUACAAGAACCUGGAGCAGCGCGUCCUGCUGGAGUGUGACGGGCGGCCGAUCCCCCUGCCCAGUCUGCAGGGCAUCGCCGUGCUCAACAUCCCCAGCUACGCCGGGGGAACCAACUUCUGGGGCGGGACCAAGGAGGACGAUACCUUCACGGCGCCGUCUUUCGACGACAAGAUCCUGGAGGUGGUUGCCGUGUUCGGCAGCAUGCAGAUGGCCGUGUCAAGGGUCAUCAACCUGCAGCACCACCGCAUCGCCCAGUGUCGGACGGUGAAGAUCACUGUCCUGGGGGACGAGGGCGUCCCGGUCCAGGUGGACGGGGAGGCCUGGAUCCAGCCUCCCGGCUACAUUAAGAUCAUCCACAAGAACCGGACCCAGACCCUGACCAGAGACCGGGCGUUUGAGAGCACCUUGAAGUCCUGGGAGGACAAGCAGAAGUGUGAGUUCCCUCAGCCGUCCCUGCCGCCGCAGCCGGAGACGGUCUCUGAGGACGAGGCGCUGCUGGUCAGCGAGUUCGGUCAGGCUGCUGGAGCCCUCAUCCACAGCAUCCGGGAGGUGGCCCAGUUCCACCACAGCAUGGAGCAGGAGCUGGCCCACGCCGUCAACGCCAGCUCCAAGGCCAUGGACGUGGUCUACGCCAAGAGCCCCGAGGCUCUCAGCUGCAGCUCCGUGGUCCACAUGGUCAGCGACGUCAAAGCUCUGCUCAGCGAGACGGAACUGCUCCUGGCCGGGAAGAUGUCCAUGCAGUUGGACCCGCCUCAGCAGGACCAGCUGAACGCCGCUCUGGGUUCUGUGGCCCAGGAGCUCCGCCGCCUGUCAGACGUCCCUUGGUUGUGUCCUGUCAUCGACCCGUCGGACCAGGAGGGUCCUCUGGCGGACUUUUCCAAACGGAGUCAAAGUGGGAAAUUUCGUCUUGUCUCAAAGUUCAAGAAGGACAAAAACAACAAGAACAAGGAGAUGUGCACCACCCUGUCGCUGCCAGGACCUCGGGGUGACGAAGGUUGGACACAUGAAGCGGAUCCUGCAGGGCGUCAAGGAGCUGACGAGGAGCAGCAGCGCCAGCGAGGCCUAGCCGCCUGCAGGAACCGCUGCCCGCUGUCCUCCUACCUCUGCUGCCUUUCUCCGCCCUGUCCAGCCAGAAACCACCGGACCGGACCAGGACCAGAAGCGGCCCUCAGAAACACCAGGCAGAACCUUCUACAGAAACCUCCUGGUUCCGACCCGGGGAAGAACCAAUCAGAUGAUCCAUGAGUGCCUUCCCUCUCCAACCAGAACCGCCGGUCCAAUCAAAGAAUCAGGACCAGAACCAUCAGAUGGGUCCGGAUCAGGACCAGGACCAUCUCGGACUCUCUGAACAUUUCAACGGGCCUCUCCUUCGAGGCGACACCAGUUCUGAUGAGUCGGAACCAACUGGACCUCAGGCCCGGUUGAGGCGAUUUGGAUAAUGACAUCUUCAGGUACUGAUCAGAACUGGAUCUCCUAUAAUCCAACAGAACCGCAGACUGGUUCUGAGUUCUGUUGAUGGUGGAGAUUCCUCUCAGACUGGAUCAGAACCCUGACCGGGUUCUGGUAGAACAGGACAGCAAGGUCCGGCAGCAGCUCUGUGAGCUGGAUUCUGGGUCAGAGUGAGCCAGAACCGAACCACUGAACUAUUAGAUGAAUAUGCUGACCCAGCCGACCCAACAGAACCUCCCCGGGUUUGCCGUUUUGGACCAGAACCUAGCAGAACCCUUUUAAAAAAAUCAAACCUUUAAUGUCCCAAACACCCGGACCAGAACCAGAAAGUUGUGCCUGUGGUUCUGGAUGGAUUAAACCAGUUUACAGGAUUCACACCAGCUGUGGUUCUGAUGACACCCGGUCAGAACCCGAUCCAACAUUUCAGCCUCAUCAAUGGUUUUGGGUCCAAAUGUUUUAUUUUGAAACUACAACGACCCAUCAGGUUGAAUCAGAACCCUGACUGGGUUCUGAAGAGUUAAGGACCGCCCUGCUGGAUCUGAUUGGUCAGAUUCCAGGAAGUCCCGCCCCCUGGAGGCCUGCAACGCACCAGCAGGGGGCGACCAAUCACAGACUGAACCUUCUGAUCAAUCUGGUGGAGAUUCAAAGAGUUUACCCGAACAUUUAUCGAUGGGUGCCUUAAAGACGCGGCGGCCGGUCAGAGGUCAGCCGGUCAGAGGUCAGAGGUCAGCCGGUUGAUCUCAGAUCAGGCCGCGGUUUAUUUGUUUGUUUCUUUUUUUCUCCAGCUUCAUUUUUCUACUGAUCUUCAUCGUUCUUCAGUUGAUGUUCAGAUUCAAGAUUAGGACGUUUCCAAAUCUUGUUCCAGAUGUUUGUAUUUUUGGCUCCAGAUGUUUGUGUUUGGUUCCAGUUUCAAUCUGGACCCAGACGUUUCCAGAACCCGCUCCAGAUUCCCCAGAGUCUGGACUCAAUCCUGAUUCCCAUGUUUUCAUUGUCCAGGUGUUUCAGUCUGGUUCCAGAUGUUUCCGCGUCUUCGUCCGAGCUUUUCUGGACCCGGUGGACAUGUCGGAUCUGUCAGGUUCUGGACCAGAUUGUUCUGUUUCUGGGUCCUAAUAUUCCAAAGUUUGGAUCAGAUUACAGAUGGUUAACAUCUGGAUCCAGAUUCAUAAACAUCUGGAUCCAUUUGUUCCACAGUCUGGGUCCAGAUGUCUCUGAGUUUUGAUCUAGAUGUUUUUGUCUGGUUCCAGACAUUUUUGAGUUCUGUUUUAAAUAUUUCAAAUUCUGGAUCUGUGUGGAUCUGGAUCCUGAAAUGUACGAGUUUGGAUCUGGAUCUGGCUCCAGAUCCAAACAGGUUUACAUCCACGUGCUUUUGGUCCUGGAUUCUCAUAUCUUAGAGCGCUCUCCACCUCUGGAUCCAGAUGUUUCUGAGCUUCAGAUAUUUUCAUGCCUGCAUCUGGAUUUUCCAGAUGUUUUCGAAUCCUGCUGCACAUAUUUCACGGUCCAGAUGUUUCAGAUUCUGGAUCCUGACAUCCAGAUUCUUCAGGUGUUUCAUGUCGCCAUCGUGUUGCAUUCGUGAUCCAGAUGUUUCCCAAUCUCCAUCCUAGCAUUUCACAUUCUAGACCCAGAAUUUCUUAGCCCCAGCUGGUACAGACGUUUCAGUCUGGAUCCAGAUGUUUCAGAUUCUUUGAUGUUUGUGCCUCACGCCCCGAAUUUCAGCGUUUAAAUUUUUUCCAGGUUCUGAAUCCAGAUGUGUGUUUUAACCUCUGGAUCCAGACCCAGAGUCGUCCUGAUCCAGAUGUGCCCUCCUCCUCCUCCUCCUCCUCCUCGUCAGUGCCUUGCUCCAGGGUGCGGUGCAGUGCUGGUCUCAUCCUGCCUGUAUUUAUUGUGUAAUUUAUAAACCGUGACACUGUUCCGGUGGUGGGAGCGCCCCCUGCUGCGCCGUCACUGUAGAUGCACAGAAACCUGUGGAAGAUAAAUAAACUUCAUUUCUCCUCUGAAA